AUGAUGAUUACCAUGACUGAAGCUUUGGAUAGCCUUGCUCAAGUUGCUACGGACCAACUUUUUGGUUUUGAUACCGCCAGUCUUCUCACACCUCAGCUUGCUCGCCAAGUUCCUCAACUAAGCGCCGAGGAAUUUUCAUUUGUUCACGCCGGCAUGGAUGAACCAACGAAUAUUUUUGGUGAGCCGGUUGAUUUCCACGACACUUCUGUUCCAGGUACUUAGUAAAACUAACGAACGUUAAAUUCUAACAGCCACCGUUCGGACCAAGUUGUCUGUUAUCGUCGGAAGCGAAUCCACCUACGCGAAUCGCCGUGUUGGUGUUUUCAAAAAUAAGCGUUGGCUCUGCAUAAGACCGUGGGAAUUUCUUUCUUUCGAACAUUUUUAACCGUCAGUCUCGCUGAGUGCCUUUCGAAUCUGUUCGUUCAACUAAUUUGUGAAAUUGUUCGAGUUCGACAAUUUCGCAUUACUCUCGUCAAACUUAAGAACAUGGGCAACAGUCUUGUGUAUCUUUUCAGACAAGUGUCUCUCUUUUCUUGUUAAAGUAAGGGUUCUUGUCUGAGUAAGUGAAGAUUUAAAGUAAUAUUUCUUGCGCAACGCGCUCCCUUUAGAGGCAAUGUUUAAUUUAUGAUGCCACUCAUUCCAAUUUGUAUGGUUUAUUUACAUUAGUUCGCUAACACUGAUUUUGCCUUCUCGCUUUUCUCAGGAGAUCUUGACCUGGAUUACACUGUGCCAGACGUAAAGCAGGAGGGUGCAAACCAGUCUGUCAAAGCCUGUCAACAGCGUUUGGCUCACUUUAAAGUCCCAAGUCUACAUGAUGUGAUUUCGGGACCGACUGGAUCGACUCCACCACCGAGCGGACACGCUUCUCCUUACAGUUCUCCUGCUCACAAUCUGUGGAUUCCUGACCGCACAGUUCUUACUCCCUUGAUCAGUCAGGCUGGAACUACACCUUGGAGCACAUUUUUCUCGGACACAAAGCUUCCAAUGUCCCAGGAAGUAAGUUCAGCACCAAACAAGGUACAGACUCCUACUCCACAAGAACUUCCACAAGAGCAGGUGGCAGUCUCAGCAGCAAACAACCCACAAACCAACUUUUACCAGCGACCUAUUCAACAGCCAGUGAACUCUAAUUCACCGAUGUUUAUGCAAGCUACAGCCACACUGAACAUGAAAUGGCCAAUACUUAGUGGUCCUUCUCCAUUUCCUACCACAAUGUCUCCAGAUCACUCUGCAAUGAUGGACAAGCUCCUUCUGCACACCACAACUCCUUCUGACUUUCUUACUACGCCACCAAAACCUGUUCAAAGAGGUCGCCCUGCCAAGGCUGGUUCUGCUAUACUGAAAGCAAAACGUAAUAACCCUGCUGAUGGGCGCUCACGAACACCACCAAGUGAGCGGCCUUAUGCAUGUCCAGUUGAUACAUGCCCACGAAGGUUCUCAAGGUCUGAUGAACUGACACGCCACAUGCGAACCCACACUGGACAGAAACCAUUCCAGUGUAGGAUCUGCAUGAGGAACUUUUCCCGUUCAGACCAUCUGACAACUCACAUCCGUACACACACUGGUGAGAAACCUUUUGCCUGUGACACAUGUGGUCGACGAUUUGCACGAUCUGAUGAACGCCGUCGCCACAUGAAGAUCCAUUUGAGAGAACAAGCUAAAAAAGAGGAGGAAGCCAGAAAAGCCAUGGCUCAAAGUAAUGGAACUGUUUCACCCAUCCAGAGCCGGUCUCCUCAAUCAACACCAUCACCCCUUCAGGUCCCAGUGACCUCGGUGAACUCUUUUUAA
Pocillopora meandrina is the source of this 1788-nucleotide messenger RNA. The record is from the annotation of a GenBank genome assembly. Lineage: Eukaryota; Metazoa; Cnidaria; Anthozoa; Scleractinia; Pocilloporidae.